Didymodactylos carnosus is the source of this 1698-nucleotide messenger RNA. The record is from the annotation of a GenBank genome assembly. Lineage: Eukaryota; Metazoa; Rotifera; Eurotatoria; Philodinida; Philodinidae.
AUGGCCGCUAAUUGCAGUUUUCCUACGGAUGCCGCAUCCGACACAGAAAUAAAAUUAGAAGGAUUUUAUGGCUUCCAAGCUGGCUAUAGUAAGCAAAAUAAACUACAAGGCGUCAGUAAAAACCUUACUGACAACAGAAAAAGAAUUGCAUUUUUUACUGAAGCUGCUUUUUCUGCCACUAUAAAACAAGAACUCAAUAACGUGAUUGCUGGUGCGAAGAUAGUGUUAGUGCCUACAACUAAGCCGAAAACUUCUUUAAGUGUUAAUGGAUCACAUUUGUUCUUAGAAACAGAUUAUGGAAAGAUAGAGUUAGGUUCUCCUUACGACGCUGGAGCUAAAAUGCGUAUUACUGGUUAUAAAGUAGUUGCUGCUACCGGGACAAGCUGGAACAAAUACAUACAGCUUGAUAGUCCAAAUAUGUUAUAUAAAGGUUUAAAGCCAGAUUUUGAUACUUCUGAUAAUUUUUAUAUGGAAUCAUUUUCUAAUGGUUUUAAUGAUAUGACCAGUAAAACAGAAGCGGCAAGAAAAGUCUCUUAUUAUACUCCUAAAAUGGAGGGUUUUCAAUUUGGUAUUUCUUAUACCCCUGAUUCUGCCAAUACUGGGGGAAAUCGCGACCUAAAAAACUUAGAUAUUAACGAUAAAAUUUUUAGUAGUAAAUCCAAAACUGGCAUCAAAACUAUUGUUUUAGCAAAUGAUAAUGUUAUAGUACUCAACCAAAAUGUUAAAGAUGCUAUUUCAGCGGGUAUUUCGUAUCAACACGAACUUUUAGACGAUGUUGCAAUGGAAGUGGCAGUUACUGGAGAAUUUGCUAAACCUGCACGAAAACUUUUAAUAUUAGAUAAUGAAAAAGAUAAAAAUAUUCAAUUGGAAAGUAAGCUAUCAAGCUUAAAGGCCUACAAUAUCGGAGCUGUGUUAACUUAUGGUAAUUUAUCUUGUGGAGCUUCCUAUGGUAGCUUAGGAAAAAGCUUAACUACUCCCGCUUAUCAUAAAGUUGGCCGGGUUACCGAAUAUUAUAAUGGUGCAGUUGCUUACACUCAAGGUCCGAUUAAGACAAGUAUCUCGUAUUUUAGAUCACUCAGAUAUAAAAAUACUACAGAUGCGGUCAGCCUAGGUACUGAAUAUUUAGUAACUCCUGGUAUGCUACCUUAUGCUGAAAUAUCUUACUUCCAGGCUAAAGGUAGACCUGUUUGCUUAGUAGAUGCUCCUAAAGCAAAAACCAGAGGUACUAUGGUAUUAUCAAUAAAGCAUCAAGGGUUUGCUAUUAUUUUAUCCUCCCCCUCAGCGGCUGGCAAAUCUAGUUUAGCCAAAGCUUUAUUACAAAUUGAUCUUAAUCUAACAUUAUCUAUCUCAGCCACGACCAGAAAAGCAAGAAUUAAUGAAAUUGACGGAAUUAAUUAUUAUUUCAAAGCUUCCGAUGAAUUUGAUCAAUUAAUUAAACAAAACGCUUUACUGGAAUAUACUUAUAUUUAUGGCCAUUAUUAUGGAACACCUAAGGCUCCUAUAAUAAAACUUCUGAAUCAAAAUAAGGAUAUCUUAUUUGAUAUAGAUUACCAAGGUAUGGUAGCCAUCAAGCAAGCAUUAGAAAAUGUUGUGACCAUCUUUAUAUUACCCCCAAAUCUUAAUACUUUAAAACAACGAAUUCAAGAUAGAGGACAAGAUAGCAGCGAGUUAUUAAUGAUAACUUUGAAAUCACGUUAA